This is a messenger RNA of Condylura cristata (star-nosed mole), 6260 nucleotides long. It is a transcript of the gene FNDC1, whose product is annotated as fibronectin type III domain containing 1. The record is from RefSeq and is a predicted model, not a curated record. Gene Ontology annotation, molecular function: protein binding. Bases 45 to 5663 code for a protein of 1872 amino acids. The transcript has 22 exons. NCBI's taxonomy places the organism in Eukaryota, Metazoa, Chordata, Mammalia, Eulipotyphla, Talpidae.
ACCACCCACUGAAGCCAAGGCAUGUGAAACUGCUGUCCACUAAAAUGGGCCUGAAGGUCACGUGGGACCCUCCCAAGGACGCAGCCAGUAGACCGGUGGAGCAGUACAACAUUGCCUAUGGGAAGUCACUGAAAGGCCUUAAAUACAUCAAGGUGAAUGCGGAGACGCGCUCCUUCCUUAUUGAGGACGUGGAGCCGGGGGUAGUAUACUUUGUGCUGGUCACCGCAGAAAACCGCAGUGGAGUGAGCCGACCCGUGUACAGAGCGGAGAGCCCACCCGGAGGUGAAUGGAUCGAGAUUGAUGGUUUUCCCAUUAAGGGUCCAGGACCAUUUAAUGAAACCGUCACAGAAAAGGAAGUGCCCAACAAGCCCCUCCGCAUGCGUGUCCGAUCCUCAGACGACCGGCUGUCCGUCGCGUGGAAGGCGCCACGCCUGUCUGGAGCCAAGAGUCCACGCAGAUCGCGAGGAUUUCUUCUGGGCUAUGGGGAGAGUGGCCGGAAGAUGAAUUAUGUGCCACUGUCAAAAGAUGAGCGAACACAUGAAAUUAAAAAGCUGGCCUCGGAGUCGGUGUACGUGGUCUCUCUGCAGUCCAUGAACUCCCGGGGACAGAGCCAGCCUGUCUACAGGGCAGCCCUCACGAAGCGGAAGAUCUCAGAGGAGAAUGAACUGGACAUUCCUGAGGACAUCACUGUCCGUGUUAUAUCGUCUCAGUCUGUGCUGGUAGCCUGGGUGGACCCUGUUCUGGAAAAACAGAAGAAAGUUGUCGCAUCAAGACAGUACACGGUGCGCUAUCGGGAGAAGGGCGAGGCGGCCAGGUGGGAUUACAAGCAGAUCGCCAACAGGCGCGUGCUGGUGGAAAAUCUGAUCCCCGACACCAUGUACGAGUUCGCGGUCCGCAUUUCUCAGGGCGAGCGGGAUGGCUCGUGGAGCACAUCUGUCUUCCAGAGAACUCCAGAAUCUGCUCCUACCGCGGCUCCUGAGAACCUCAGGGUGUGGCCAGUGAGUGGCACACCCACAGCCGUCACCGUGGCUUGGGAUGCUCUCCCCGAGACAGAGGGAAAAGUGAAAGAAUACAUUCUCUCAUACGCCCCGGCUCUCCAGCCGUUUGGAGCAAAGUCCCUCACCUACUCUGGAGAGACCACGUCUGCCCUCGUGGAUGGUCUUCAGCCUGGGCAGCGCUAUCUUUUCAAAAUCCGAGCGGCAAACAGGAGAGGACCCGGGCCUCACUCCAAAGCCUUCAUUGUCGCUGUGCCAGCAACCAGCACGAGUGAGUCAGAUGCUGGACAGAAAGCAGACACUGAAAAUCAGUGGAAACCUGAAAAGCCCGCUUCUCCUCCAGGCAGAAAUAUCAAGAACCCCCUUCUUGAUUUGAAGAACAAAAUACUGAUUAAUGGUGGGGUACCCAGAAAACCCCAGCUUCGGCCUAAGGUUAGGGCAGAAGGCUUAGAUCUUCAGUCCACAGAAAUCACCAACGAGGAGAGGCUGGGUUCCCCGGGUUCCCCACCGACCACGCCCAGGGGCACCCUACUCCAGAAGCCACCAAGUAGAUCUGACCCCUCUGCCCUUGACCCUGGAAGGACUCCAGCGAGAGGCCGGCCCCCAGUGGUGUCCAGGAAGGAAGGCAUGGACACGCACGGCCCCCCGCUGGUCUCCCACCCUCGUUCAGGACAACCCGCCUCCUCUGGCCCCCACGCCCGCGUGGAGGGCAGUGCUCACCGCCCCUCGGGGAACCCCUCUGCCAACCUGCCUGCCGGCGUGGCUGACAAUGACUCGCUGGACCGAGAGGAGAAAGAGCCAGGCGCCAGCUCCCACCACCCCAAGGACACUGCCCCUCCACAGCCUCCCAAGCUGGCCGUCCACUCCCGGCCGGCCCUGCGAGACCGGAGCCAGGGGUACCACAGUGCGAGGCCAGCCUUGCCGGCUCGCAGGACGCCCUCUGCCAGGAAUGGAGAGGACAAGCCCAGUGCUCCGGCCCUCCCCUCAAGACUGUCUCCAGCCCAGGGGUCAUCCCGGCUGCCGCCCACGCAACCGCACCCCCGGGCUCCACUCACAGGGGGUGGGAAGGACGGCCACCACACCCCAGGCGCCUCCUCGGCACCCCCGCGUCUGUCCUCCAUGACACGGGCCUCGGAGGGAGCAGGCGCCUCCCACGGCGCCGCAGACGGUAAAGGGAGGCCAGCAGAGGCCACGGCCUCGACGCUUCGGGCCCGGCUGCCCGCAGGCCCGCCUGCCUCUGGACAUGUCAGUGUACCCAGAAACAGGCCCUUCGCUGCCCACGGCAGGUAUCCAAACAGGUUUGGCAACGGCCGAGGACUUCGGCUACAGCCCUCUAGCUCCCCACAGUCCACCGUGCCCACCAGGGUUCACUCAAGGGCGAAUUCUCCUCCAGCUUCCGACCACCAGCGUGGCUCUGGUGUCCAUGGAGACGGCGAAACGAGGGACACGGAAGACGAAAUGCCACUUCCGGCCACCAUGGUGCUGGACCACGGGUCUUCCUCCGCCAGCCAGCCUGCCUUCCGGGGCCAGGACCCGCCCAGAAGGGGCCUUCAGAGAGGAACGAGCCUCCAACAGAAGGAACCCCUCACAGAGAACCCCAAAUUGGCUGGGACUUGGGCUGGUGCGCAUUCGCAUUCUGGGGGCAAAUCUCUACCCCCAAAGGCACAGGAUGCUCAACAGAGCACAGAGGAGGGCUUGGAGGGCGGGUCUCCCAAAACGCAGUUGUCCCCUGCUCGGUCAUCGGCCACGGGGUCACAGCCCCACCUGGGGUCCAGCGUGCUCCAAGAGAAGACCCCUGGCCAAGGCCUGGCUGUCAGGGCAAGCACCCCCGAAAGGCAGCCGCCCCUGCGGGCCUCCGUGUCAGAGCAACAGCCCCACCGUCCCCGCAGCAAGGAAGGGGGUCACCUGCCUUCCAGAGCCAAGCAUGCGCACCCCCAGGCAGGACACCCACACCCCACAUCACAGGAAAACGCUAACUCCUUCUCUGACCCUUCCACGGCUGCCGGCGGCAGGUACCCUCUGACGGCGAGCUCCCGAGGGGUGCUCCCUGCGUCUCCCCAGAACCAGAACAGUCAUUCUGAGGGCAGACCUGGAGGGAGCCACGAGGACAGCACAGACACAGAGGCUGGGGGUGCCCGAGCGCCCUCCCCUGCGGCCAGUGCCAAGGACGCCACCGGGUCGCUUUCCAAGUACCACCUGGUGGAGGGGGACAGCGGUGACCUCCGCAGGCCGCCAGGCUCCUCCCUGCGGCCAGGCCAGCCCAGCAUCCCCCACCCCUAUGCCCGCCCGAGGUUCCCGGGCAGAGCAGGACCCCAGGCGGCGGGGAAGAAGGACGGGGCGUUCCAGGCCACGCCAUCCAAAAGGGGGCCCCUGACGUCAAAAUCUCCGCAGUCGGUCUCUGCCGAAAAGGAGGAUGAAGACGCGGCGUUUCAUAAAGGAGGGAAGGACAAGGACUCUCCGGCUUCCUCGGGUCCAAAGUGGCUCCCGUCCUCCCUCCCUGGCAGCAGCAAACUUGCAAGUGGUGAUGGGGAGCUCGCUCCUCCCAGAGAAGGGCCCCCCCGAAAAGAGAACGCCUCUCCCUUGGCGCGUCCUGCUCCUCACCUCCUCCCGCGACAGCCCACUCGCAGUCCUGCCUCCCCGAGUCCGGCCGCGGGCACCCCGGCCCGCCCGGGGUACACCACCCGCGCGCCCCAGCUCUUUUCCUCCACCACCCCGAUGCUGUCGCUGCGCCAGCGCAUGAUGAACUCGCGGUUCCGGAACCCUCUGUCGCGGGCACCGGUGAAACCUCCUCUCCGACAAGGUUAUAAUGGCAGACCCAAUGUAGAAGGGAAGGUACUUCCUGAUAGUAAUGGAAAACCGAAUGGACAAAGAAUUAUCAAUGGCCCUCAAGGAACAAAGUGGGUGGUGGAUCUCGAUCGUGGGUUAGUAUUGAACGCAGAAGGAAGGUUCCUCCAAGAUUCCCAUGGAAACCCUCUGCGGGUUAAGCUGGGAGGAGAUGGUCGGACCAUCGUGGAUCUGGGAGGGACCCCUGUGGUGAGCCCUGACGGCCUCCCCCUCUUUGGGCAGGGGCGUCAUGGCAAACCUGUGGCCAGUGCCCAGGAUAAACCCAUUUUGAGCCUGGGAGGGAAGCCCCUGGUGGGCUUGGAAGUUGUCAAGACAACCACCCGUGCUCCCACCACCACCGCAAGACCCACCACCGCAAGACCCACCACCACCACAACUACCCCAAAACCGACCACCACGACUACCCCAAAACCGACCACCACGACUACUCCAAAACCGACCACCACGACUACCCCAAAACCGACCACCACAACUACCCGCAAGCCCACCACCACGACUACCCGAAAGCCCACCACAACUACCCCAAAACCGACCACCACGACUACCCGCAAGCCCACCACCUCCACCCCACUGUCCACCACCACCACCACCACUGGCCGCACCUUCAAUGCCCGCCGCCUGACCACCCCCAGGACCAUUAGGAAAACAACCACCACCCCCCCAGUGCCUACCUGUCCGCCUGGGACCCUACAACAGAACGAUGAAGAUGGCAACCUGAUCUUGGGCUCCAGCGGCACCCCCAGGUGCUACCCUGAAGAAGAAGACUUCUCCGGAAAAGACCCAGACUUGUUCCCACCCACAGAAGAGGCCUACGUGGUCUACGAUGAAGAUUAUGAGUUUGAGAGCUCGAGGCCACCGGCCACCAGCAGGCCCUCCACCUCGGCUGCCGUGCCCAGGAUCAUCCCUCCAGAAGGUUCUGUGAGUUCCUUUCCUGAAGAAGAAUUCGAUCUGGCCGGAAAGAAGCGAUUUAUUGCCCCCCAUGUGACGUACCUCAGUAAGGACCCCGCGACCCCGUGCUCCCUGACCGACGCACUGGAUCACUUCCAAGUGGAAAGCCUGGAUGAAAUCAUCCCGAAUGACCUGACGAAGACCGACCGGCCCCCUCAGCAUGCUCCGCGGAACAUCACCGUGGUGGCCAUGGAAGGGUGCCACUCGUUUGUCAUUGUGGACUGGGACAAAACCACUCCGGGAGACGUGGUCACAGGCUACCUGGUCUACAGCGCCUCCUACGAAGACUUCAUCAGGAACAAGUGGUCCACGCAGGCCUCCUCGGUGACGCAUCUGCCCAUCGAGAACCUGAAGCCGAACACACGGUAUUACUUUAAGGUUCAAGCCAAAAAUCCUCAUGGUUAUGGACCCGUCAGCCCCUCGGUCUCUUUUGUUACAGAAUCAGAUAAUCCACUGCUUGUUGUGAGGCCGCCAGGUGGUGAGCCCAUCUGGAUCCCAUUUGCUUUCAAACACGACCCUGGCCACACCGACUGCCACGGAAGGCAAUACGUGAAGCGGACGUGGUACAGAAAGUUUGUGGGAGUCGUUCUUUGCAAUUCACUGAGGUACAAGAUCUACCUCAGUGACAACCUGAAAGAUACAUUCUACAGCAUCGGUGACAGCUGGGGGAGAGGUGAAGACCAUUGCCAAUUUGUGGACUCUCACCUUGAUGGAAGGACAGGGCCUCAUUCCUACCUAGAAAAUCUCCCUAACAUUCCAGGCUAUCAUCGCCAGUACCGCCAGGAGCCCGUCAGCUUUGGCAACAUUGGCUUUGGGACCCCUUACUACUAUGUGGGCUGGUACGAGUGUGGAGUCUCCAUUCCUGGCAAGUGGUAACCACAGAAGGACCUAGUGAAUGUUCGCCCUCCCCGGUCCCUGACUAACUUGCACUAGGGGGUGUGAGCAGGACAAGAAAGACUGUCCCAAGCCUCCACCCAGCCUCAGCUGUCAGUCACAUGAUGGACACUGGACCUUUUGGGCAUCUUCUGUCUGGAACUCAGUCCUACUUCCCAGCCUGGACUUCACACAGAUUCAUUGUUAGUUGCUGGUAACUUUGCUUCUCUUGUUUUGCUUCAGGCAGCAGAAGCACAUAGGAGGUGCCUCUGAUUCCGUGCAGUUUUCACCCUUUCUAUGGACAAAAUUCACAUGCUGUGCUGUGCUGGCUUCAUGGAAGGCAGCACGCUUCCUCCUUUCUCACUGGGCUCCUCCGACACACUGAACUCACCUUCCGGGUUCUUUGUGCGCUGUAGAACUAAAUAAGUCACAGCACCACCAAAGGAAACAUAGCCCUUCAGGUGUGCCCCAUGGACUUGCUCACAGCUAGACCAAAUGUAUCAGAUCCAAUUUGUAAAUUCUCAAUAUUGAUAUAUAUAUAUAUGUAUAUAUGCAUAUACACAUCCACACUUGUCUGCAAAACAUUGAUUAAAAUUGCUC